Bombyx mori (domestic silkworm) is the source of this 1490-nucleotide messenger RNA. It is a transcript of the gene Bcs1, whose product is annotated as mitochondrial chaperone BCS1. Gene Ontology annotation, molecular function: ATP hydrolysis activity; ATP binding. The record is from RefSeq and is a predicted model, not a curated record. The transcript is spliced from 7 exons. Gene Ontology annotation, biological process: protein insertion into mitochondrial inner membrane from matrix; mitochondrial respiratory chain complex III assembly. Lineage: Eukaryota; Metazoa; Arthropoda; Insecta; Lepidoptera; Bombycidae. The coding region runs from base 166 to 1440 and encodes 424 amino acids. Gene Ontology annotation, cellular component: mitochondrial inner membrane.
AAAAAACUUUUGAUUAACCGAUUGUCAAGUGUCAACGUCAUAACUAGGAUUUAUUUUCUCGAAAUUUAAAUUUAAAAAUAAUAUCAUUGCUUUAUAAAAAAUAAUUUAGGUGUAUUUCCUUUGCUAUGUAUAAAUAGUGAGACUACUAUAAGAUAAUAAUUAAAAAUGACUAUCGUAGAAUAUAUGGCUUCUUUAGCCCAAAAUCCGUAUUUUGGUGCAGGUUUUGGACUUUUCGGUGUAGGUGCAAGUGCAGCUAUUCUACGAAAAGGAUUGCAGACUUCAAUGGUAUUAUUUAGAAGGCAUUGUAUGAUAACCCUUGAAGUUCCAUGCAGAGAUAAAUCCUAUCAAUGGCUAUUACAAUGGAUUACACAAAAAGGAGCAAGAAAAACUCAACAUCUAAGUGUCGAGACUUCUUUUGAACAAAAAGAUUCUGGACAGAUAAGAACUAAAUACGACUUUAUUCCUAGUGUUGGCCAACACUUUUUCCGAUAUGGUGGAACAUGGAUAAGAGUAGACCGUACAAGGGAACAGCAGACUUUGGACCUGCAUAUGGGGAUACCAUGGGAAACGGUAACAUUAACUUCAUUUGGCAGAAACAAGCAAUUAUAUUAUGGAAUUCUAGAAGAAGCUAGAACAAUGGCUCUCAAACAACAUGAAGGUAUGACAGUUAUGUACACCGCAAUGGGCUCUGAGUGGCGACCCUUUGGACACCCUCGUCGGCGCCGACCUAUACACAGUGUAGUUCUUCGAUCAGGAUUAACAGAACGGAUAGUUGCUGACUGUUUAGACUUCAUUAAUAACCCACAAUGGUAUACAGACCGUGGAAUACCCUAUAGAAGAGGCUAUUUGCUUUAUGGGCCACCGGGCUGCGGAAAAUCUUCAUUUAUCAUGGCAUUAGCAGGAGAACUAGAAUACAAUAUUUGUGUGCUCAACUUAUCUGAACGAGGCUUAACAGAUGAUCGAUUAAAUCAUUUGCUGAGUGUAGCUCCGCAACAGUCUAUAAUCUUACUUGAAGACAUAGAUGCGGCGUUUGUGUCCCGCGAGGACACGCCGACCCAGAAAGCGGCAUACGAAGGUCUCAAUCGCGUUACGUUUAGCGGACUGCUGAACUGUUUGGAUGGCGUUGCGUCAACCGAAGCACGGAUCGUCUUUAUGACGACGAACUAUUUGGAGAGGCUUGAUCCGGCCCUGAUCAGGCCAGGGCGUGUAGAUAUGAAAGAAUACGUUGGAUACUGCAACCAAGAACAGGUCGAACUAAUGUUCUUAAGAUUUUACAAAGGAGAAAAAGCGGCUGACCAUGCUAAAACGUUUGCCGAAAAAGUAAUGGAAGUAAAAAAAGAAGUCAGUCCAGCACAAAUUCAAGGAUACUUUAUGUUUCAUAAACAUUCACCCCCAGAGGACGUAUUGAUGGAUGUUAAAUCAAUAUGGACGCUAGGAUAAAAAAUUGUAUUUAAAAUAAAAUAAAGUUUAUUGAACAUUCAAGUUAAAAA